UCGUCACCACGUGCGAGCCAAAUUUAAAUCGACCGCCUCGUUACACGCGAUCUUAUCUCCAUACACCCAUACAUAUAGAUAACAAGUAAACAAUUGGGCUAAGAGCUGAUUUAUCAGCGAGAAAACAUACCCCGAUACCUCGAUUCAGCUCUAACAGUAGAGGAAAAAACAAAUCUGACAUAAUCUUUAAAUUUCCAUUUGGAAGGAUAAACAUUGAGAGGAGGGAAAAGUCCAACUGUGUGUUAUCCGUAUGGAGUUUCUGUAGGAACUGAGCUGGUGAGACUGUAGUGUUUGAUGGAAACUCCACGAAUGAUCCCAUAAAAAUUCAGAAGGUUGAAUCCUCUUGACUUGAUACGGGUUGACAGAUCCCAAUGGCUGGGAAGGGAUCAAGGACAAGGGUCGAUGAAUAACGUUUCGAUAAAGGGUUUGCAUAAUAGUGAGAGAGUGUGCUGGAGGGGCUGGAAGAAUUGCCAGAGACAUUGAUUCGAGGGUAAAAUUGAUGAAGAACAUUUGGCUAGAUCGCGCCGAAUCAUAUCGACCUUGAGGAUACGGGUGGACUGACCUUGUCAAUAGGACAGCGCCACUGGUGGAACAACGAGGGACGAGGAAUCCGGAAGGAGUGUUACAACGUUGGUCUGCACUUGGUGAUAGUAGUGAUUAGCGUGUUGUGAUUUUAAUUGAGUCAGUGAUUAGACAAUCCCUCUGUUUGAUGUAAUUCGAUAGCGAGUCACCGAGGGACACUGAGGUAAUAAGUCAGUGUUAAAGCUUUUUUAUCCCAGAUUUAUGGGGCUUGAAUGAGGAUAAAAACGUGAGUAAGGUAAGAAAGGUUCAAGUUGACAGACAACUCUCUUGAGGUGUCUACACUCGACGUGUCUUACUCAGAGUCCUCUCACCUAUAUAGUUAAAACGUACACCAGGGACUUGUUUGCACAUUCGACAUCACCCAUCUCUUGGGGGGAAUGACUCAACAUGCUACUUAGUUUCAGAGUGGUACUGCUGAUCUCAGCUGUCCUGUCCUCUUGGCGAGCACGAGCUGACUAUCUCAGUGACAAAAAUGAGGUGUACGAUUUAUUAUCAGCUGCGGUACUGACGACUGAGGAUAAGAAUCAGUAUGUCGAUGAUGGAGUUGAUGGUUUCCUGGCAUUUGGAUUCCGUCCAGGAUCAGAAGUCAAGCAGCCCUAUCGUCUGUGUCUACCAGAAAAAUUAUCCGGUGAAUUCACCAUUGUAGCGACUUUCAAGCCUAUGUCUCUGAGGACCAGCUAUCUGUUCGCCGUUCUCAAUCCCUUCGAUACAAUUGUCCAGCUGGGACUUCGCAUCACCGAUGGACCGAGCCCAAAUCAAAAUGUCUCACUGAUUUACACCAACUCCGAUGAGCACUCACACUCGGAGGAAAUAGCUCAAUUCACAGUGACAAAAUUAACAAGGAAAUGGUCAAAAAUAGUCAUCAGAGUGUCAACCACUGACGUUGCACUUUACCUAAACUGUCAUGAAGUAGCGAGACAGCGAGUCACCAGAAUUCCCCAGGAACUCGUAUUCGAUACUGCAAGUGCACUCUACAUUGCUCAAGCCGGACCUCACAUUCAGGAAAAAUAUGAUGGUCUCCUGCAAACGUUGAGAUUAUAUUCCGGGCUGCCCCAGGACCUCGUUAGAUGUUCUGAUAUUGAGUUGUUCCCAACACACGCGGGCUCAGGUGACUAUUCUGACCCAUUGGAGGGUGGACUCCUUGACUUUGAUAAGUUCGAACAAGGCGAAGAUAAUGACAAAAAUGAGAAUAACCCUCCACCAUUCAUUACACCACCGCCGCCAAAUCCUGAUGGGAGAGGAUUGAAGGGUGAAAAGGGUGAUAAGGGUGAAAGGGGCGAGAGUGUGCGGGGUUCACCGGGGCCACCAGGUCCCCCCGGAAAUCUGUACGAUUUAAAUGACGAUGCCAAGCGAAUUCAGCCACAAGGACCACCGGGACCGAAGGGUGAACCUGGAACAUGCACUUGUAAUGCAACCGAUUUGAGAAUGAACUUCAUGAUGCCAAAAAUGAUUGAAGGGCCAAAGGGAGAGCCUGGCGUAUCCGGUAAAGAAGGAAAACAGGGUGACCGCGGUUUAACGGGAUCAGCGGGGCCACCUGGUGAGCGAGGUUUACCUGGUUCAGCGGGACCCAAAGGUGACAGAGGUGAGCUUGGUAUGACAGGACCAGAAGGGCCACAGGGACAAAAGGGUGAGCCGGGUAGAGAUGGUAUAGCUGGGGAAAAGGGAAAUCCCGGACCGCCAGGGCCACCAGGCAAAGCUGAUGACUUCUCUCCUCACGAUCCCCUUUGGAUUAGAACAGGCAUGUCUCCUGUAUCUAGAGAGGGUAUCACGAUGAGGCCGGGAUUACCAGGGCAAAAGGGGGAUGCUGGAAUGCCCGGCCAUCCUGGACCGAAAGGCGAAAGUGGAAUCACGGGAUCAAAAGGGACGAAAGGAGAACCGGGAUUGAAAGGCACUAAAGGAGAUCAUGGGAAGGAUGGGAGUCGUGGAGUUCAAGGGUUUAAGGGUGAACCGGGAGCACCAGGUACACCCGGAUUUCCUGGAGCACCCGGUGAAAAUGGUAGACCUGCCGAAAAGGGAGAUAAAGGAGAUUCUGGCCCUGAAGGCAAACAGGGACCUCCGGGUCCAUCCGGACACGUCAACUUUGGCACAGGAGGACUAGCUGGAAGUGGAACAGGUAACGGUGAGAAAGGUGAAAGAGGAGAGUCAGGGCCUCGUGGAUUUAAAGGCGACCUCGGUACCAAGGGUGAAAAGGGGAAUAAGGGUGACAGUGGACCAUCUGGGCUUCCAGGAAUAAAUGGUGUACAGGGUCCCCAAGGUGAUAAAGGAGAGCCUGGAAGAGAUGGUUCCGCUGGAGUGCCAGGAACAGGAGGAUCUAAAGGAGAUCGAGGCGAACGAGGACCUCCCGGUGCCACGACAAUUGCCGGCUCCGGUGACUACGUUACGAUCAAAGGAGAAAAAGGAACUGAGGGGAAGAGAGGUAGAAGAGGUAGACCAGGUCCCCCAGGACCACCAGGAAAAUCCGGAAGUGCUGGUGAAAUAGGUCUUCCUGGAUGGCCGCACAAUUCGUACAAGGGACGAGCUGGAACGCUUGGCAUUCCCAGAAGUCCAGGACCAGUUGGACCGAAGGGUGAUAAAGGUGAAAGCUGCCUAGUGAACGAAUGCAGCAGUGGAAGUGGAAUGAAAGGAGAGAAAGGAGCGGAUGGAUUUCCUGGUGCUCCUGGCCGGGACGGCCAAAGAGGAUUACCAGGUCCACCUGGACCUCCUGGAAUAUCACUUAUUGGUCAAAAGGGAGAGCCGGGAAUUGGUCGUAACCACAUGUUUGGAGAGAGAGAUUACUACGGCCCUCGUCAGGGAGCACGAAGUAGUCUCGAUGAGCUCAAAGUUAUUCGAGAACUCAAGCAAUUGAAAGAAUUGAAAGAGCAUUUAGGCGCUGGAAAACCGCCAACUAGAGGAGCUCAUGAAGUCACAACGAAAAUUGUACCGGGAGCUGUGACAUUUCAAAAUUCGGAUGCAAUGACUAAAAUGUCGAGUGUCAGUUCAGUGGGUACGUUGGCAUAUAUCAUUGAUGAAGAAGCAUUGCUGGUUAGAGUUAAUCAUGGAUGGCAGUAUAUAGCGCUUGGAUCUCUCUUGCCGAUAACAACCGUGCCACCACCAACCACUGUGCUACCUCCUACCAAUCCACCCUUCGAGGCUUCAAAUCUAAUCAAUCAAAUACCCAUGAAGACUGACGGCACCGGGUGGUAUCCGAAAAUGUUGCGAAUGGCGGCUCUCAAUGAACCAAUAAGUGGUGAUAUGCAUGGCGUGAGAGGAGCGGAUUACGCGUGUUAUCGACAAGCUAGACGUGCUGGUUUGAGGGGAACCUUCCGAGCAUUCCUAAGUUCCAGAGUACAAAAUGUCGAUAGUAUAGUUAGAUUAGAUGACAGGGAUCUGCCAAUAGUUAAUAUCAAAGGAGAUGUGCUGUUUAACUCAUGGAAGGAGAUGUUCAACGGGCAUGGCGCGUACUUCUCCCAAAAUCCCAGAAUUUACAGUUUCAACGGUAAAAACAUAUUAGCGGAUUUGGCAUGGCCGGAAAAGAUUGUUUGGCACGGUUCCCACAAAUUCGGUGACCGUGCCAUGGACACUUACUGCGACGCAUGGCACUCUGGAAACUCUGAUCGAUAUGGAUUGGGAUCACCUAUCACCGCUGGCAGACUCUUGGAGCAAGUACGUUACUCAUGCGAUAACAAAUUUGCACUGCUGUGUAUAGAAGUUACCAGUGAAUCAGCAAGACGACGCAGAAGCAUCAACGACAAUAUCGAUAACAGCGAUAAUGAUGAUUUAUCCGAGCAGGAGUAUCAGAAUUAUCUCGAUCAUAUUACAAAUAACUAAUUUAAAUAUUUAUAUGAAUUUUAUAUGAUAUUUAAAGAUAGGAGCUGCGAUGUCCAAAGUUCAAAACAGUACCAAGAUAGAUUGUUUUUAAAAUGAUUUUUCGUUCCGUUAAAUUUCUGACACGGGUAAACGAGUGAAAUGGUGAGUCCACUAUUUUGGCAAAUUGUGUAAUUGCACACGUCAACGAAAGGUCGGCUUCCACAAGACGUCAGUAGGAUUUCAAUGUUUUCAACACAAAAAUUUUUCAAAACCCUGGAAAUUUUUGUCGGAAUGAAAUAACCAUUCCCAAUAUCUUUCCAUUCCAAUCGUUAAUCCAUGGAUUGUAUCAUUUCAAAAUCGUAUCAAGCAAUGUUAUUACUUUUCGAACAAAUAUCCUGUUAGGAAAUUAUCGAAAAGACUGAUAGCUUCAGAUGUAACUAGCUGCGACUUGAUUUACCAUAUCAAUAGCUAAUUCAUAUCAACAUGUGUUAAUGCUAGAUCUCCUUCACUAACGAGUAAGAAAACAGAGAAAACAAUACCUGAAGUGAGACUACAAUGAAUGAUAAGGAUACGUGUGCAAAAUAAACGUUCACAUUUAGUCAAUAUUUACGAAUAUGUUCGUCUGUAAAACUCACUAGAAAAUUCAACACAAAAUAAGUCUAUCGAUAAGUAUCACCCGAUUAGUAUCAUCGUCCAAGAGAAACCCAUAACAUGAAUAAUAUAAUAUGUGCAGGUGUGAAGGAUAUGCUCUCGAAUUACUGCCGUUUUUCUUGCAUACUAUAAUUGACGUGAACGACAUACUUCUCUCAAAACGUAUAGGCUAGUGAAUGGUCAAAUAAUCGUAAUGAAGAAUGUUCACCUCCUCUUUGAUACUAUACAUUUCGUGGU
This is a messenger RNA of Fopius arisanus, 5256 nucleotides long. RefSeq names its product Multiplexin (gene Mp). The transcript is spliced from 24 exons. Gene Ontology annotation, molecular function: extracellular matrix structural constituent conferring tensile strength. The coding region runs from base 970 to 4389 and encodes 1139 amino acids. Gene Ontology annotation, biological process: extracellular matrix organization. The record is from RefSeq and is a predicted model, not a curated record. Lineage: Eukaryota; Metazoa; Arthropoda; Insecta; Hymenoptera; Braconidae.